AUGCCAGGAGUACCAUCAGGAAGAGCGUGUGAAGGCUGUCGUCGCCAGAAGAAGAAGUGUGAUGAGAAACAACCAACCUGUGGACGAUGUCUCCGAUUAAACAUACCAUGUAUUGGAUCGGGACAGCGGAGAUUCAAGUUCCAGCAGGAGUAUACCAUCCCGAUAAUGGUGAAGAAAGGAAAGAUCAAGGGACAGUCGCCCAAGGAUCAGACAAGCUCUAGCAGCGACGAGGAGCGUACAGAAGUGUCCCGGGUGUCCCCACACCCAAGCAGUGCCCUGACGGUAUUAACCCAAGCGUUUGUCCAAGCUAUACACCCGUCAACGGACAUCCGAUGGAAUCUUGCGUGGAUGUAUGGAGGUUUUCUGCGGGAUGUGCCUGCUCGACUGGGCACAAACGAGGCCCUGGACACCGCCGCGGAUGCAGUGAUCUGUAUGCAUAGGGAGUUCUGUACCUCCCGGAAGGUGUCUGUUAAGGGGCUCAGUAAGUAUGGUCGUGCUUUAAAUACCCUCCAUACCUAUCUGGAUGACCCGGUCAAGGCGGCCAGCACCGACACGCUAUGCGCGGUCACGAUACUCUUGCUCUGCCAGGGUUUCCUCCCCGGUCAGGGUAAAGUGCAGUCGGGCCAUGCAGAGGGGGCUGCACAGAUUCUGAAGGCACGGAAGAAUUUCCGACCCCGAGAUGACUUCGAGGCAAAGCUACUGCUGACGCUGCGUGGUCCUGUGCUCUUCGAAGGUCUAUUCGUCAGCAGCAUUGACCUUAGCGGCGAGGAGUAUGAAAGUCUGGUUGAAAGCGACCUUGAUGCGGGCACACCAGACGGGCAUAUGAUGCGUUGUCUUGCCCGAGUGCCAGGGAUCCGAGACCGCAUCGCAUCGACGAUGCCGGGUGAUGCUGAGUUUGAAUCACUACGACACGAAACUCGGGCCCUCUACGAGAGCUAUCAACCAAUCCUGACGGCAUUACAAGCUAGAACGACUUCGAUCGAGACCCCGCUUGCCACCGGGUCCAUGUAUCGUAUGUGCACACUGCUUCAUGCCCAGUAUCAACGCAUGUACGGCCUUGGUCUUACUGUGGCUAUUAUCCUGAACUGUUUGGCCCGGGCAUUGGACCCAGACGACCCUACGCUUCCCGUGGAAUCGACUUAUUUCGCGCAGGAGAUUGUCCUUUUGUCGGAUACUCAGGUCGCAUUUCGUCCCUUGGGGUCCUUUUACAUGCUGGUCUGCUUGUUGACAGCGAGAGUGGGCACUGCGGACAAGAUCAUCCGGGCUACGGUGGAAAAGGCGCUGGAUGACUAUCAGCGCGACUUCGAUGGGGGAUGUGCCGCUGAGACGAUUGCAGAAUUUGAGGAAAAGGUACGGCACGUGUCGGUCUUUUCUGCGAAUGAAGAGGACAAUGCAGUGAGUCGCUUGGAGUAUACUACUUUAGUUGAAGUCUAG
Aspergillus oryzae RIB40 is the source of this 1434-nucleotide messenger RNA. Its product is annotated as Zn(II)2Cys6 transcription factor domain-containing protein. The coding region runs from base 1 to 1434 and encodes 477 amino acids. The transcript has 4 exons. The record is from RefSeq and is a predicted model, not a curated record. Gene Ontology annotation, molecular function: DNA-binding transcription factor activity, RNA polymerase II-specific; zinc ion binding. NCBI's taxonomy places the organism in Eukaryota, Fungi, Ascomycota, Eurotiomycetes, Eurotiales, Aspergillaceae. Gene Ontology annotation, biological process: regulation of DNA-templated transcription.